Messenger RNA from Sorex araneus (European shrew), 4091 nucleotides. It is a transcript of the gene SPCS3, whose product is annotated as signal peptidase complex subunit 3. The transcript is spliced from 5 exons. Gene Ontology annotation, biological process: protein targeting to ER. The coding region runs from base 165 to 707 and encodes 180 amino acids. Gene Ontology annotation, cellular component: signal peptidase complex; membrane. The record is from RefSeq and is a predicted model, not a curated record. NCBI's taxonomy places the organism in Eukaryota, Metazoa, Chordata, Mammalia, Eulipotyphla, Soricidae.
GAAAGGAGGCGGGGCGGCGGCCGGGCGCGUCCCCGGAGGCGCGCGCGCACCGCAGGCCGCGCGGCUCGCUCGCUGGCAACCGCUCGGCGGCCGGUUCCCAUCCCGGGCUCGCUUUGGCAGAGGCGUCCGAGGCGGGGGGCUGGUGAGCGUGGGCCACGGUCGCGAUGAACACGGUGCUGUCGCGGGCGAACUCCCUGUUCGCCUUCUCGCUGAGCGUGAUGGCGGCACUCACCUUCGGCUGCUUCAUCACCACCGCCUUCAAGGACCGGAGCGUCCCGGUGCGGCUGCACGUCUCGCGGAUCAUGCUAAAAAAUGUAGAAGACUUCACAGGACCGAGAGAAAGAAGUGAUCUGGGAUUCAUUACGUUUGAUAUAACAGCUGAUCUAGAGAAUAUAUUUGAUUGGAAUGUUAAACAGUUGUUUCUUUACUUAUCAGCAGAAUAUUCAACAAAGAAUAAUGCUCUGAACCAAGUUGUCCUUUGGGAUAAAAUUGUUCUCAGAGGUGAUAAUCCGAAGCUGCUGUUGAAAGAUAUGAAAACAAAAUAUUUUUUCUUUGACGAUGGAAAUGGUCUCAAGGGAAAUAGGAAUGUUACGUUAACUCUAUCUUGGAACGUCGUACCAAAUGCUGGAAUUCUACCUCUUGUGACGGGAUCAGGACAUGUAUCUGUCCCAUUUCCAGAUACAUAUGAAAUAACGAAGAGUUAUUAAAUUAUUCUGAAUUUGAAGCAACAUAUUUUUAUACUUAAUGAAUCAUAUAUCAUUUAUCUCUUCCCUUGCAUCCUCAUUUGUUUUUGAUUGUUAUUUUAUGGUGGGGGAGUAUGGACAACUAAUAUCAGAAGGCAUAUUUGAAAGGUUGAUGUAUUACUUAAAGUACAUUUUAAAAAUGAAACCAAAAGGUCACCGGAGCAGAGUAUUAGGAAGACUACAUCAUAAGGAUUACAAAAGAAUUGUAUUAAGUAGUUUCUGUAUUUCCAUUAUUUUUUAUGGAAUAUAAAAUGAGCAUGAAGGGUAAUUAAAACUUUCAGGUACCUGUGGAAUCUUAAGAACUCUAUGCCUUGCAUUCAUGCAAAGUGCUCAUUGGGUAUGAUUUAAAAGUAGAAGACAUUUUGCCUUUUUAGAACAUGUCAUUACUGGAAAAAUUCAUAAAGAUUUUUUUUUGUGAGAAGUCUGAUUUAUAAAAAUAGCCAAAAGAGAUGGAAUUUUAUUCCAUUUGUCUUAGGAAUGCCUGUAAUGCUUGUUAUUUCUUGCAGGUGACUAGUACCUUUGUCCACUUAAAAGACUAAAUACCUCUCUAUAGCCUGUAAAUCAUUCUUACUCACUUUAAAGUCUCUUAAGUCAACCAAACAUGUGUCUUUCAGUGCUUUCUCUCUAAGUGUUCCUUGGUGUUCUUCAUGUAACUUUUCUAGCAUUGCCAUCAGAACUUGGAAAUGCUGGCAUGGUAUUUACCUUCUGAGGUACAGUUGUUCUAUUGUGCAUGCCUUAGUACCACUGAGUGGCAAUUAUUUAAAAUUUUCUGUAGGUUCACUUUUUAAUAGUUAAUGGGGUAGUAGUCAGUGUAUGUUGGUGUGCUUGUGUGUUUUUCAAGCACACUCACAUAUCCUGUUAUCCUCAGUAAUCUAAUGAGGUAAGUUGCAAAUGUUAGCGCUUUGCAGAUGAAGAAACUGAAACCCAGAAGUUUGUUGAGUUGCUUCAAGUGUAGAAGCUAACAUGGAGUGAAGGAAAACUUGGAACUCAGAUCUAAUUCUUUUGAGUUUAUCCUUUCCUCUUUUACCUCGGAUUACAGACUAGUGAAAAUUCAUGGACAAUUUUAUUACAUCUUUUGUUUCCCUGGCACCUUUCUUCCACUCUUAGAAGAGGUUUCCCAUCCUGUAUGGAAGUAACUAAUUUUCAGGCUGCCAACAACUUCUAUAGAGGUAAUAUCUCAUUUCGCUCUCUGCCUAAAUUGUAUGUUCAGAGUAUAGCAAUUCAAAUGUGUAGUAAAAGUGCUAUAGAAGUUAAUGGUUACCUGGUUGAAUAUCAUUAACACAUUUUUUCCUACAGUGGGCAGAUAAACACCCUGAAGGGUAGCAACUGUUAAUUAUCCUUAAAAGCGUGACCAAACACUGUAGUUACACUAUCAGCAGUAACCAAAAGGGCUAAUAUUUUGUAAGGGUAGUUAAAAUAAAUAGCUAACAUUUGUUAUUUACCUCAUGUACUGUAUCACCAUCUGUUUUACAAAUAUUGUAUUAGUUGUACAAUUUGUGUAAAUACAUCUAUGUAUAGCUCUUCAAAUUAUCAAAAAGGUCAGAGGUACAGUAUCAUGAAUACUAGGCUGGGUUUGAUUCUCACACCUUUCAUUAAGUGUUUUAGGAUACCAGUUACUUUAUCUGGAAAAUGAUAGAGUUGGACUGGUAAGCUUAAAUCAUAUUUUCUUCAUAGUAUAAAGGUCUAUAAAACUUAUAUCUCUUGUAUCUCAUUUAGUAGAGAUUGAACAGAAAAGCACUAUAGUAAGGUAUUGAAAGUCUUAACAUUUAAUUCAUAUUCUGACUUUAUUUCUGUUAGUUUUCACAACCAUAAAAUCUAACUUCAUAGAGUUGGUGCAAAUACUGUCUGUGGAAACUUAAAAUCUGUAAGCAUCAACACUCAAAGAGUGGGUACGUUUUCAAUAAGGAAGAUGUGUAUAAUAAAUCUGCUGUCAGAGCCAGACUGGCUGGUUACUGAUUCAAGAAUUCAUUAUACCUCUAUGAUAAAUGAAGCUGUUAGUUUGGUAGGGAUAAAUGUUGAAAUUUACUUGUGCUACAAAUUAUUUAACAAACCUUCCCAUGUUUUGGAGUCUGGUGAGAACAAGAAAUAGAAAGGUGCAACUAGCCCAAUGGAUAAGUAGUUUUACAUUUUUACUUAAGGAAAACUACUCAGGACAAAGAAUGCUCCAGUAUGGGAAUAAGAAACCUCUGUCUCAGGAACUCAUUAUUGGGUGUACACAGCUUUAUUAAUUUACCAUAACUCCAGAAUAAUGUAUCCAGUUGGAUAACUGUAUCCCCCCCCUUAAUGUCAGUGUUUUAAAGAAGUCUCAUAAAGUCUUUGUGAUGACCCAAGGCUUCGAACUUAGUUAAAAUACUAAGCAUGAAUUGAAAUAUGUGAGUCCAGAGAUGAUUCUAGGAUUAGCAAGGAAUUGCGAAUUGUAAGACGCCUAUCUGCAGUGACUAUUGUUAGAAACGAGUCCAUUUUAAAAUGCAGCGCUUACAUAAACCUUUUGUAGUGGCAUAACCUACUAAGCAGUUAUAUCUGUGUUUCCUGUUUCUCCAGUUAACUACAUUUGAUUUCCUUAUUUAACAAAAAAUAGCUGAAAACUUAAGAAAUUCUUUGGGAUGUCAGAGGAAAGUCAAUUGUUUUGAAUUUUCUUUCCUGGAAUAAUCUUACAGGUCUUUGGUAGAAUUGACAUCUAGUAAUAGCAAUAAGAGACGGACUUUUAAGCUUCUAAUGAACUUUUCCCCUAUUAGUCUAAAGUUUAGUGAUUUUUAUCUUCUGCCACUAGGUUAGUGUUAUAAUUUUAUAAUACUUGGAAAGUAAAGUGAAAUGGGUUUAGAGGGAUGAAAACCAUAAGCUGGGAACUUUGGCAGUCAACACAUCUAUCCAUUUCAGAAGCUUUUCUUGCUUUUAGCAGGAAGCCUGUUUACAGUGAUAAGUUCUUGCAUGUUUUUGAUGCAAUUUGGGAAAUUGUUUACUUUACAAAUAAUAGGAAAAAAAUGGAAACAGGUGUGGGAAGAUUUUCAUAAUUGCGAUAAAUAUUCCGCAUUUUUUCUAACGAAACUAAAUUUUGUUUACAAGUGAAAGUAUGCAUUUUAAAAGAUUUUCAGAUUUAUGCUUUUUAUGUGAAACUGCUGAACUAAAGCAAAUGGAUGAAAUAAGUUGGGUAAACUUAAGUUUUUUUGGGGGGUGGGAGUGGGAGUCACUUAAUUAUACCUAAAAACUUUUCCGGAGACCAUGUGCUCCAACAGAACUAGACUGUAAGCUCUCCGAGAGCAGUCUUGCUCACGUGAUCUUUGUAUUUGCCCCAGCGCCUAGCACAGUGCCUUGUGCACUAUAGGUGCCCAAUAAAUAUUGAUGAACGAA